AGAAAAGGUUACGGCAAAUUCCUAAUCCAGUUCUCAUACGAACUAUCAAAAAGGGACUGCCAAGUGGGAACCCCAGAAAAGCCGCUGAGUGACCUGGGAAAACUAAGUUACCGGAGUUACUGGAGCUGGGUCCUACUGGACAUUCUCAAGGAUCUACAUGGUACCGUCAGUAUUAAGGAGCUCAGCAACAGAACUUCUAUUACUGAGGAUGACAUUAUUAGUACCUUACAGAUGUUGAACAUAGUGAAGUACUGGAAAGGACAGCACAUCAUUUGUGUGACUCCUAAACAAGUUGAGGAGCAUCUAAAGAGUGAAAACUACAGAAAACCCUUGUUAACAGUUCAACAGGAGGCUCUUAAGUGGUUACAGAAGGGGAAAAGGGGCAGACCUAGCAAAAAACAAAAAUCAAACGACUGAAGAUGUCUCUAUGAGUACCACAUUUACUACAUUGCUGCAGGACUCCGUACAAAUUCUUCUCAGAUGAUGAUGUGAUCGGCCCAUUUUGGAAAUCAGCCAACAUCAUAGUUCGAUAUGUUAACAAAUGACUUUAUUUUUCAUUCAUUUUGUAUUAUGAUUUUAAGACGGAUCGCAUUUAAUAUGAUUCAAAGUUCGAUGAUAAUACCAUUCUACAAAUUUACCAGUUUAAUUUACUUC
This is a messenger RNA of Bolinopsis microptera, 654 nucleotides long. Its product is annotated as histone acetyltransferase KAT8-like. The record is from RefSeq and is a predicted model, not a curated record. Gene Ontology annotation, molecular function: transcription coregulator activity; histone H4K16 acetyltransferase activity. Gene Ontology annotation, cellular component: chromatin; MSL complex. Gene Ontology annotation, biological process: positive regulation of transcription by RNA polymerase II; negative regulation of DNA-templated transcription. Lineage: Eukaryota; Metazoa; Ctenophora; Tentaculata; Lobata; Bolinopsidae.